Haliotis rubra (blacklip abalone) is the source of this 768-nucleotide messenger RNA. Its product is annotated as hyphal wall protein 2-like. NCBI's taxonomy places the organism in Eukaryota, Metazoa, Mollusca, Gastropoda, Lepetellida, Haliotidae. The record is from RefSeq and is a predicted model, not a curated record. Bases 1 to 768 code for a protein of 255 amino acids. The transcript is spliced from 2 exons.
AUGAAGGAAGAGUGCGGACUCCGAGACACAGUGUACGGACUCCGAGACACAGAGUGCGGACUCCGAGACACAGUGCACGGACUCCGGACUCCGAGACACAGUGCACGGACUCCGAGACACAGAGUGCGGACUCCGAGACACAGUGUACGGACUCCGAGACACAGUGUACGGACUCCGAGACACAGUGUACGGACUCUGAGACACAGUGCAGACUCCGGACUCCGAGAGACUCCGACAGUGCACAGACUUCGUGCACGGACUCCGAGACACAGUGCAGACUCACAGGACUCCGAGACACAGUGUACGGACUCUGAGACACAGUGUACGGACUCUGAGACACAGUGCACGGACUCCGAGAGACAGUGUACGGACUCCGAGACACAGUGCACAGACUUCGGACUCCGAGACACAGUGCGCAGACUCCGGACUCCGAGACACAGUGCACGGACUCUGAGACACAGUGCACGGACUCCGGACUCCGAGACACAGUGUACAGACUGCAGGACAGAGUGUAAGGACUCCGAGACACAGUGCACGGACUCCGAGACAGUGUACAGACUCCGGACUCCGAGACACAGUGCACGGACUCCGGACUCCGAGACACAGUGCACGGACUCCGAGACAGUGAACAGACUCCGGACUUCGAGACACACUGUACGGACUGCAGGACAGAGUGUAAGGACUCCGAGACACAGUGCACGGACUCCGAGACAGUGUACAGACUCCGGACUCCGAGACACAGUGUACGGACUGCAGGACAGAGUGUAA